AGGUAAAGUAGAGUUUUAGCACAUUUUCACCCUCAAACUCUCAACUCUCAACUCUCCCUCUCUCUCUAAAAGUUUUAGCUUCUGGGUUCGAGCUUGUUUAGUGUGUAGUGAUCACAACAAUGGUGAGAUUGUGUGUAUUUGUGCUAUUAUUAUGCUGCUUCACCACAACCACAAGAGCAGAGUAUCUGAAAUACAAAGACCCAAAACAAGCCCUCGGUGCUAGAAUCAAAGAUUUAAUGAAAAGAAUGAGUGUUGAAGAAAAGAUUGGGCAAAUGGUACAGAUUGAGCGUUCUGUGGCAACCCCUGAUGUGAUGGCCAAAUAUUUCAUUGGAAGUGUGCUCAGUGGCGGAGGGAGUGUGCCGGCGCCCAGGGCUACACCUGAGACUUGGGUCAAUGCCGUCAACACUAUUCAAAAGGGUUCGCUCUCGACUCGCCUCGGGAUUCCCAUGAUUUAUGGGAUUGAUGCAGUUCAUGGUCACAACAAUGUUUACAAUGCCACUAUUUUUCCUCAUAAUGUGGGCCUUGGGGUCACAAGGGAUCCUCAGCUUGUACGCAGAAUUGGGGAAGCAACUGCGCUUGAAGUUAGAGCUACAGGAAUCCCUUAUGUGUUUGCUCCUUGUAUUGCAAUUUGCAGAGAUCCAAGAUGGGGCCGAUGCUAUGAAAGUUACAGUGAAGAUCAUAGAAUAGUGCAAGCCAUGACUGAGAUUAUUCCUGGUCUGCAAGGACCCUCCUCUAAGAAGGGUGUUCCCUUUGUGGCUACUGGGAAGACCAAGGUUGCAGCCUGUGCCAAGCACUAUGUAGGUGAUGGAGGUACGACCAGAGGCAUCAACGAGAACAACACUGAGAUAAACAUGAAUGGACUGCUCAAUAUCCACAUGCCAGCGUACUUAAAUGCCAUCAGCAAAGGAGUUGCAACAGUUAUGGUUUCCUACUCGAGCUGGAAUGGAAAUAAGAUGCACGCUAAUCAUGAGCUUGUCACUGGAUUUCUGAAGAACAGGUUGAAGUUCAGGGGAUUUGUAAUAUCAGACUGGCAGGGGAUUGACAGGAUUACAACUCCUCCACAUGCUAAUUAUUCAUUUUCUGUCGAAGCCGGAGUCGGUGCUGGAAUUGACAUGGUUAUGGUUCCAUAUAACUUCACAGAGUUCAUUGAUGAUCUAACCUAUCAGGUGAAGAAAAACAUUAUCCCCAUGAGCAGGAUUGACGACGCCGUAAGAAGAAUUAUAAGGGUUAAACUCACCAUGGGACUUUUUGAGAACCCACUAGCUGAUCUCAGCUUGGCCAGCCAACUUGGUAGUCAGGAACAUAGAGAAUUAGCCAGAGAAGCUGUAAGAAAAUCACUUGUGCUGCUAAAGAAUGGCAAAUCUGCUGAUAAACCAUUGCUGCCCCUUCCCAAGAAAGUAUCGAAGAUACUAGUUGCUGGAACCCAUGCUGAUAACUUGGGAAAUCAAUGUGGCGGCUGGACGAUCACAUGGCAGGGUCUCACUGGCAAUGACCUUACAUCCGGUACUACAAUUCUAGAUGCAGUGAAAAGUACAGUUGACCGUACAACCCAAGUGGUCUACAGCGAGAAUCCUGAUUCUAACUUUGUUAAGUCUAACAAAUUCUCCCAUGCCAUUGUUGUAGUUGGCGAGCCACCGUAUGCAGAAACUUUUGGCGAUAGCCUUAACCUGACCAUUGCUGAACCUGGAUUGAGUACUAUAACCAACGUGUGCGCAUAUGUAAAAUGUGUUGUUGUAAUCAUAUCUGGGCGGCCUGUUGUCAUCGAGCCCCAUCUUUCAAAUAUAGAUGCUCUUGUAGCUGCCUGGCUUCCAGGAACUGAAGGCCAAGGUGUUGCUGAUCUUUUGUUUGGUGACUAUGGAUUUACGGGCAAGCUCGCACGCACCUGGUUCAAGACAGUAGACCAGCUACCGAUGAAUGUUGGUGAUCCACAUUAUGAUCCUCUGUUUGCUUUCGGGUUUGGUCUGACAACUAAGCCUACCAAGAACUAGAAGCUGCUAAAAGCCUGCGUUAUUUAGAAUGCUCCAAAUUUUAUUUUGAUUUACUCUUAAUAUUAAAGAACAGCAGGAGAGAUGUAUAAUUUUAGAGGCUUUGAGAGCCAAUGCUGAACAAUCAUUUGAGUGUAGGUAAAAAUUUGCAAUCGUUGUCAGAUAAUUUUCGCAUUUAAGUUCUUGUAACAGAGUUCUAUAAAAUCCCGACGUUCAAUAUAUUCCGUUUCUUUUUUCUGGAUCA
Mercurialis annua (annual mercury) is the source of this 2229-nucleotide messenger RNA. RefSeq lists its product as uncharacterized. The transcript is spliced from 7 exons. Gene Ontology annotation, molecular function: beta-glucosidase activity. The record is from RefSeq and is a predicted model, not a curated record. Lineage: Eukaryota; Viridiplantae; Streptophyta; Magnoliopsida; Malpighiales; Euphorbiaceae. Bases 120 to 1988 code for a protein of 622 amino acids. Gene Ontology annotation, biological process: glucan catabolic process.